UUCUCAUAAAAGUUCCCUCCUUCCUUCGUAAAUUCCAACCAUCGCCUAUUUCCUUGUUCCCCGCCCGCCUGCAAAUCUUCACAAACUUCCUCAAAUUCUCAUUUACAUCUCCAAGCUCAAAUGAUCCUCCGUCUUCAUGGCUGUUUCUCCUCUUUCCUCCUUUCUUUUUUGUUUUUACUCUACCCUUUGGCCUUCUCUGUACCUUCUUCAGACCAAAUCGACACCAUGAUCAGACUUUCUCAGCUUUUCAACAGUUCAGCCGUCGGAUGGGAUCUUACAAAGCAGUCCAACCCUUGUUCCUGGAAGGGAGUUAAUUGUAGUGCUGGUUCCUUGAUUACUGAGCUUUCUUUAUCUGGGUUUGGUCUCUCUAGCUCUGAAUUUUUGUCUGUAGUUUGUAAUAUUAGUUCUUUGCAAUCGCUUGAUGUCUCUGAGAAUCAACUCAGCUCAAUUCCCUCUGAGUUCAUCACAUAUUGUGGGAAAAUUGGUGGGCUCAAGUUGUUGAAUUUUAGUAGGAAUGGAUUGCGGGGUUCUUUGGUUAGUUUUAUUGGUUUCGUUGAAUUAGAGUUCUUGGAUUUGUCUUACAAUUUUUUGGGUGGUAACAUCAGUUUACUCUUGGAUGAAUUAGUUAAUCUCAAAAGUUUGAAUGUUAGUCGCAAUUUUUUUGGAGGGAGUAUUCCUAGCAACCUCGGAAAAUCUAAGGCUUUAGAGCAGCUUGUGCUUUCUGUGAAUAAUUUCACUGGUGAAAUACCUGAAGAAAUUGCAGAUUAUGGGAAUUUAACAUUGAUUGACCUUAGUGUUAAUGGUCUUUCAGGGUCUAUUCCUCGUAGAAUUGGAGAACUUGCCAAGUUGAAAGUUCUAAUUCUCUCGCUGAAUAACUUAAAUGGUGGAAUUCCAACAACCCUUUCCAGUAUAUCAACCCUGUCGCGUUUUGCAGCCAAUCAGAACAAUUUUAGUGGUCCAAUUCCUAGUGAUCUCACAAAAUAUUUGAAGAAUUUGGAUCUUAGUUACAACAAGUUGACAGGGUCAAUUCCAGAAGACCUUUUGUCAUCUGCGAAUUUGCAGACUGUGGAUUUGUCCAAUAAUUCACUUGAGGGUUCAAUACCUGAUAAAAUUUCUCCAAGCAUGGUGAGGUUGAGAUUAGGAAGCAAUGCACUCAAUGGUUUGAUCCCUUCCUUGAAUUUUGCAGCUCUUGAAAAUUUAACUUACUUGGAGCUAGACAACAAUAGCCUCACUGGAACCAUACCUCCACAACUGGGUAAUUGCCAAAAUUUGGCACUGUUGAAUUUGGCUCAAAAUAAAUUGAAUGGUUCAUUGCCGGCGCAGUUGGGUAAUCUCAGCCGUCUUCAAGUUAUGAAACUUCAGCUCAAUGACCUGGGUGGAGAAAUCCCUGUUGAGUUUUCCCAGCUAAAGACUUUGUCUCAAUUAAACAUUAGCUGGAACUCGCUUACUGGUUCGAUACCUCCUUCCUUUUCCAACUUGCAACAGCUUAGAAACUUGAAUUUACAAGGCAACCAUCUCAAUGGUUCCAUACCUGUCUCUAUUGGGAACAUGAAUUCUUUGAUAGAGCUCCAACUUGGAGAAAAUCAGCUAAGUGGCCCAAUUCUGAAGUUGCCAGAGAAAUUGCAGAUUGGUUUGAAUCUGAGUAGCAAUCUGUUUAAAGGACCAAUCCCAGACAGUCUUUCUAGCCUAACUGUAUUGGAAGUUUUAGAUCUCUCACACAACAAUUUUUCUGGUGAGAUUCCGGACUUUUUUAUUCAAAUGCAAUCCCUGGUGCAGUUAAUUCUUUCUUACAAUCAGUUGUCAGGAAUUAUUCCUAAGUUCAGCUUCCAUGUCUCAGUCAACAUUACUGGAAAUUUGGACCUCAGAAAUGGAACAGAACAAAAUGUUCCCCAAAAACAGGCAAAGGGAAACAAAUCAGCUGCUUUGCCAAUUAUUAUUGCCAUGGUGGCUGCAAUUGUUGCUGUCGGUGUUACAAUCAUUGCUCUAUUAAUUUCAAGACGCUUUUACCGGGUUAAUGAUGAGCAUUUACAAGUUGAGGAAGAGCUUCCUAUUCCCCAGGUCAUCCGAGGCAAUCUUUUGACAGCAAACGGAAUCCAUAAAUCAAAUAUCUCCUUCCCCAAGGCCAUGGAAGCAGUUGCUGAUCCAUUAAACAUUGUGCUGAAAACUAGGUUUUCAAUCUAUUACAAAGCAAUCAUGCCAUCUGGAAUGACCUACGUCAUCAAGAAGCUUAACUGGAGUGAUAAGAUAUUCCAAUUGGGAAGCCAUGAUAAAUUUGAACAAGAGUUAGAGGUCUUGGGGAAGCUCAGCAAUUCAAAUGUCAUGACUCCUUUGGCUUAUGUGUUGACUGCAGAUAGUGCUUAUCUGUUCUACGAAGAUGCUCCAAAGGGAACCCUUUCUGAUGUUCUUCAUGGCAGUGUUGGAAAUUCUUUAGAUUGGGCGAGUCGUUACAGUAUAGCAGUAGGAGUAGCUCAGGGUCUUGCUUUUCUACAUGGAUUGACCUCCAGUCCGAUUCUCCUUCUUGAUCUAUCAAGUAGGAACAUUAUGCUUAAGUCACUGAAAGAGCCACAAGUUGGAGACAUUGAACUCUGCAAAGUGAUUGACCCUUCAAAGAGUACUGGCAGCCUUUCCAUGGUUGCUGGUUCUGUCGGUUAUAUUCCUCCUGAAUAUGCUUACACGAUGAGGGUAACAAUGGCUGGUAACAUAUACAGUUUCGGGGUCGUUCUCCUGGAGUUGCUAACCGGAAAGCCUGCAGUUUGUGAGGGUACUGAGUUAGCCAAAUUGGUCCUACGAAACUCAGCACAACAUGAUAAAUGGGAUCACAUCCUUGAUUUUAGUGUCAGCAGUACAUCACUAGCUGUCCGAAGCCAGAUGUUUGCAGUCCUUAAGGUUGCUAUUGCUUGUGUUAAUGUCUCACCUGAAGCAAGGCCAAAGAUGAAGAGUGUGCUGCGGAUGCUCCUGAAUGCAAGAUAAACCUUUGUUGAGUGACAAAUUGGACAGUGACACAAGAUAUAGCCAUUUGCUUCUUGAGUUAAAGCAAAUAAGAAGUUAGAUGUAGCAGACAUUAUACAAUAUACAGAAGAUGGUUUCCUGCCUUUUCAUCAUAUGUGUUUUAUUAUAUUUGUAAGAUAAUAGCUUUUUUAGCCAUACAAAAAUGGCUAUCUGUAAGCCAACCUGCAUGUGAAUUUUUUUUUUUUUGGGUAAUAACAGUUUAUGAUAUACAUUAUAAGUAGGAAUUAGAGGUUGCUAGUCGUUCCAUUUUAUGCAGCUUAUGAAACACUUGAAAGCAUUUCAAGCAUCUUCUUCUUGUUUAAGUCUGAGAGGAUGAAUGAUUGCUAAUAGCUCAAACU
Messenger RNA from Mangifera indica (mango), 3347 nucleotides. RefSeq names its product LRR receptor-like serine/threonine-protein kinase GSO1. Gene Ontology annotation, biological process: protein phosphorylation. The record is from RefSeq and is a predicted model, not a curated record. The coding region runs from base 121 to 2970 and encodes 949 amino acids. The transcript is spliced from 2 exons. Gene Ontology annotation, molecular function: receptor serine/threonine kinase binding; protein kinase activity; ATP binding. Lineage: Eukaryota; Viridiplantae; Streptophyta; Magnoliopsida; Sapindales; Anacardiaceae.